This is a messenger RNA of Cladophialophora immunda, 1929 nucleotides long. RefSeq lists its product as uncharacterized. Gene Ontology annotation, molecular function: protein binding. The coding region runs from base 249 to 1748 and encodes 499 amino acids. The transcript is spliced from 3 exons. Gene Ontology annotation, biological process: protein import into peroxisome matrix, docking. The record is from RefSeq and is a predicted model, not a curated record. Gene Ontology annotation, cellular component: peroxisome; peroxisomal importomer complex; peroxisomal membrane. NCBI's taxonomy places the organism in Eukaryota, Fungi, Ascomycota, Eurotiomycetes, Chaetothyriales, Herpotrichiellaceae.
CAUCUUUCUGCGAAUUUCCAGCCUCUCCCUCUCCUUCUCCAGCGGCGGCGAAUUCAUAUGUCAGCCCCAGAAAAACCCACCACUACCGCGACCGCUAUCAUCCAUCAUUUCCUCACCCUCGGCCGUAACCACAGCAGCUCUACGUCGCCUCAUCUACAGUCGACCAUCCUCUCUCCCGUCCCAUCCUCAACACCACAACCACCCGCAGUAUAUGAGCGACCAUAGAGAAAUGACGAGAUAACAGAAUAAUGACGACAGUUUCGCCGCCCAAACCUUGGGAGCGUGCUGGAUCAACCGCUCCCUCUGGCACAAGCACACCUGUAACCUCUACCGCCAUGACCGCGCCUUCACCCAUGAACGCCUCCUCCACCUCCACCUCGACAGACUCCGCGGCCCCAGCUCUCCCCGACCGACCCUCUACCUUAAACAACGUGGUCAACCAAAAUGCGUCCAACUUUACCAACCAGAACCGGUUUGGCAUGAAUAACACUCCAUAUUCUAGCCCUUACUCGUCAUACUCGUCCCCUUACUCGAGGUUCGGUGGCGGCAUGUAUGGCGGAGGCAUGGGCGGAGGCAUGUACGGAGGCGGGUAUGGGGGAUAUGGCGGCAUGUACGGCAGUGGCAUGUAUGGGGGAUAUGGCAACUAUCCAGGGAUGCCAGGCGACCCGAAUAAUCAGAGUCUGACCCAGACAUGGAAUAACAGCACAGCCGCAACUUUUCAGAUCAUGGAGAGUAUUGUGGGCGCCUUUGGUGGGUUUGCGCAAAUGCUGGAGAGUUCAUACAUGACGACGCGUUCUUCAUUUUUCGCAAUGGUCUCCAUGGCCGAACAACUCGGGAAUCUACGGCAGACCCUGGGCUCAGUUCUUGGAAUCUUCACACUCAUGCGCUGGCUUCGGACCUUGGUCGCAAAACUCACAGGUCGCCCACCGCCGGCCGACGCAACAGCCCUCACGCCCGCGGCCUUUUCAUCCUUCCUCAAUGGCGGCCACAGCUCUACCCCUGCUACACUGCCUGACGGCUCGCCCGCGCCAGCCCGCCCGUCGAGGAAACCGUUCAUAAUGUUCGCCAUCGCGGUCUUCGGCCUGCCCUAUCUCAUGAGCAAGUUAAUCCGCGCCAUGGCCCGCUCUCAAGAAGAAGAAAUGCGCCGGCGCCUGGAAGUUGGGGCGAUGACACAGAUUACGGGCGAGAACGGCGAGCAAAUCCCCAUCGACCCCAAGAAACUCGACUUCUGCCGAGUGUUGUAUGACUACACUCCCACACCACAGUCUGGAGGGAUGGAUCUCGAGGCCAAGAAAGGCGAUUUUGUUGCAGUGCUCUCCAAGACGGACCCCAUGGGCAACGCGAGCGAAUGGUGGAGGUGUCGCGCGCGAGACGGCAAGAUGGGGUACCUCCCAUCUCCCUACCUCGAACCGAUCCAGAGACCCAUACCAAAGGCCACCCCACAAAUCACGGAGGGGAAGGCCACUCCACAGAUGCCGGAAACGGACGAGAUGAUGGCUUCAUACAAACCAAAACUUCUUCGCGACUCGGGCGAAGUAGAGCCUGGGUCUCAGGCCAUAAUGGACGUGCUGGACGAGCGGGACAAGGAGUACAAAGCACGGUAUAACGCGCUGUACGCUCCGGCGACAAAGAAGAAGCCUACCCCCACCCCAGCCGAGGCGGCCGUUGACGUUAAAGGACCGAAGAUGGACAGCAGACCAGGUGACAUUUCCGCAGAAAGUUUCCAGAAGAGCGCCUUUUAUUCUUGAAGCAAGCCAUUGGAGCGGGAGGGGGGGAACAAAAAAACGGCAGGGGGAAUGUACGGACGACACCGGUGUUUUGCUCGAGGGUUGUUUUUGUCCUGAUGUGCCUCCAAACAACCGAUAUCCUUGAAGUUGCUCAGCAGGAGUUUAUCCAUAUAAUUGGAAAAAAGAGACCGUUUUUUCUUCA